[Torrubiella] hemipterigena is the source of this 2303-nucleotide messenger RNA. Lineage: Eukaryota; Fungi; Ascomycota; Sordariomycetes; Hypocreales; Clavicipitaceae. The record is from the annotation of a GenBank genome assembly.
CCAAGACGGGCGAUCUCGGCCCUGCAAAUCCCCCCGCAAUAAUAGCGACAUCUGAAUGCCGGAGGCUUUCUCUAGGAACUGCCUAUUUAGGCAAGGCUACGCUGACGAUGAGACUCUAUACCAUCCCCAUUCCCUGAAACGAGCCAAUAACAAAAGCGAGACGAGCCAACUGGUGUCAUCGCAGCUGACUAUGGACUGACUGCGAAUGGAAGGUCGGGGUAGAGAAACCCUGUUGUCCUGGCCAAGAGCCAAAGUUGCCCGAUGGGAUGGACAAAUGACACGAUGUGGCUGCGAGAGCGAGCUGCCAAGGUUCUUAGCGAUCGCCCAAACAAAACGAAAGUUAUAAAAAAGCUUCGAUUUGCUGUUGCCAAAACGCCGCUUCGCCCCCAUCCGUCCCUGUUCAUCCCAUCUUCCUUCAUCCCAUCUCUCUCCUCUCCUCCCCAACUCCCGCCAUGCAAUUCGCUGCCCUCUUCGUCUCUGCCUUUGUGGCUGCUGCCCUCGGCAUGCCCGCUGGCCACGUUCAGCAUGAGUCUCACGAGGCUCACCCAUCCAUUAUCAAGCGUGCCGGCGCUGCUCUUGACAAGGUGGUCCCCGUGCGCAUUGCCCUCAAGCAGAGCAACCUCGACAAUGGCAUGGACAUGCUCAUGGAGGUGUCGGACCCCGAGUCCGCCAAGUACGGCCAGCACUACACCCAGGAAGAGGUAUCCAAGGCCUUUGCUCCCGAGCAAAAGUCUGUUGAUGCCGUUAAGAAGUGGCUCGUUGAGGCCGGUAUCCCUGCCGACUCUAUCAAGGCGCCCGCGUCCCAGGGCUGGCUGCAGUUCCAGACCACCGUGGACAAGCUCGAGACCCUUCUUCACACCAAGUACAACGUCUUUGAGGACCGCGAUAGCUCUGAGCACUUCCUUGGCACGGAGGCCUACCACCUGCCUGCCGAGGUUGCCGAGCACGUCGACUUUGUGACGCCUGCCGUGGCCAUGUACAAGGUCAAGAACACCGGCAGAGCCGUCCGCUCUCCCGCUACCACAUCCACCGUUUCCAAGCGCGCUGUCGGCGACGACCCCCUCUCCGGCUGCGACGAGUCCAUGACGCCCGAGUGCAUCAAGACCAUGUACAACAUUGCGGAUGCCAAGCAGUCGCCCAACCCUGCCAACAGACUCGGCAUGUUUGAGAUGGGGUCCUUCAUUAACCAAGACGACCUCAACGGCUUCUAUACCAACUUUGCCAACUACAUCCCGCAGGGCUUCGGACCCAAGAUCGACUUCAUCGCCUACAGAGGCGAUCCCAGCCCCGGUGGCAGCGCCGAGCCUGCGCUCGACUUUGACGUCGCGUACCCCAUCAUCUACCCGCAGAACAUUGAGCUGUACCAGGUUCGCAACACCAACAACGACCUACUAGACCAUUUCCUCGACGCCAUUGAUGGCAGCUUCUGCACCACCGACGGCGGAGACGAUCCCAACAUUGACGGGCCCGACGACCCGAGCAGCUGCGGCAAGUUCAAGCCCACCAACGUCAUCUCCGUCUCCUACGGCGGCCCUGAGAGUAAGUGGCCCAUCAAGUACGUCAAGCGCCAGUGCAACGAGUUCAUGAAGCUGGGUCUCCAGGGCACCUCGGUGCUCUUUGCCUCUGGCGACGGCGGCGUGGCCGGCCCUCACGGCAAGUCGUGCUCCGGCGACGGCAAGGUCUUCACGGCCAGUGCUACCUCGGGAUGCCCCUACAUUACAUCGGUUGGCGCCACCGAGCUGCCCAGCGGCAGUUCGCCUGGCGAUGCUGAGCAGGUGCCUACACACUUUGCCCCCGGCGGUGGCUUCUCCAACUUCUACCCCCGCCCCGACUACCAGAGGAGCGCUGUCGAGUCCUUCUUGACCAACCACAAGCUCAACUUCAAGGGCUAUAACAACACCGAUGGCUCCGUCCCUUCGUCUAGCAAGAACGGUGUCUUCAACCAGGCCGGCCGCGGAUACCCCGACAUCGCUGUUGUCGGUGCCCACGGCGCCAUCUUCUUCCAGGGCGAGGUCAAACACACUGGCGGCACCUCCAUGGCGGCGCCCAUCAUGGCCUCCAUGUUCAACUUGAUCAACGAGGACCGUCUGGCGGCCGGCAAGAAGCCCCUUGGCUUCUUGAACCCUGCCAUCUACAAGAACCCCUCCAUGUUCACCGAUGUCACUCUUGGCGGUAUGCUCAAGACACCCGCUGGCUCUUGCGACGGCAACAGCUUUGAUGCCGUCACUGGCUGGGACCCCGCCAGUGGUCUGGGAACUCCCCAGUACCCCGUCAUGGCCAAGUACUUUACCGGUCUUCCUUGA